Messenger RNA from Diutina rugosa, 2157 nucleotides. RefSeq lists its product as uncharacterized. Lineage: Eukaryota; Fungi; Ascomycota; Pichiomycetes; Serinales; Debaryomycetaceae. The coding region runs from base 1 to 2157 and encodes 718 amino acids. The record is from RefSeq and is a predicted model, not a curated record. The transcript has a single exon.
AUGCCCCCGCCCCUGACCCCCGACGACUCCAGGCGGCUGGUCCGGCUCGUCAACGUGUCCAGCGUCAACCUGUUCAAUCGGUGGUACUACGCCCCCGUCACCGGCGCCCCCGACGACGCCGCCGCCACCAGCGACGACGGCGGCGAUCCCAGCCAGUUCUUGGAGACCUUCGACGACAACUACCACCCUUACCACGACCUGAUCCUCCUCCUGCUGGGGCGGGCCCACGCGGUGCCCCUCCAGCGGCAAAACGCUAUCCGCCGCACCCACGACCGCCUCCAGGACCGCAUCCGCCAGAUGGACCAGUGGAUGCGAGAUAUCGACCAGUUCUCCAUCUACCAGCCGCGCGGGGAGCUGCGCCCCGUGCCCACACCGCCGGUGGCAAGAACUCUGUGCUCAAAGGAGGCGCUGGUCGCCACCCAAGAGGUAGCGUCGCUGCUUGCUGCCGAACUCGAGCGCAUCAUCGGCGCCAUCGAGCUGUUCCCUCACUACCAAGGGAUCCUGCCAUUAUUCGAUUUAUCUCGUAUCAACGAACCCCGGUGCCGCCCGGUGCACGCGCCGGCAGACGAUAACCUCUUUGCCAACCUCGAGGACCUGCUUGAUGAUUUCUUAUGGCAACGGCGGCUUGGAGUAGCCUGGAGCGACCCCAUACCUCCCCGGAAACGCUCACGUCACCGCGGUGCAGCGCCCCCACCGCCGCCACGCAAACGGACCAAGAUCGCCAUCAUGCGACAGAGCGACGCCAACACCCCCAUGCCUAUGGACACUGACGACAACAUCGACGAAGACGCCACCGACCCGCCAAACCGUACCUACGCUCUGCUAUCUCAGGAGGAGAAAGACGCCAUUCUCAGCGUCCAGCCGUGUGCGUUUUUCCAGGCGGCGCUGGUGUUUACGUUGUAUAACACUCCGACGCUGACUCCCUUUUCCAUGGUGCUCACUCACGUCAAUUUUGAGCGGGCAGUUAUCGACGGAUUUUUUCGAUUUGACCGAGCCCAAUUUGUUGGCCAGAUUCAGCUGUUUCAACGGUUUCUCUGUGGCCCGUGUCAGAUCCCUAAAUGUAUGGCUCGUCUGCUUACAGUGACACGCAAAUUGGCAGUGAUAUCUCGACUUCUAGUGCACCCAAAAGUGAAACAAGCCAUGGACCGCUACGGCAGCCAGCUCCAAAUCCCCGUCCUGGGCCGCAUCGUCGACUUUAAGCACCACGACCUCCGCUUCUUGCCGACACCGGCACGCGACUCCCGCCUGCGGUACAAGACGUUCCACCUGGCUCGUAUCAAAAGCAAUAUGGUGAAAAUGCAGAUGCUCGAAUGGAUGCACGUGGAACCGUUUGGCCAGUUUAAAGAGCUGUAUUUCUUGACCACUAUAGCCGAAACCAGCCACGCCCUUAACCACUUUGCCACGGACCACGAGGCUCAUGACGUUGUAAGACGAGCUGAGGGUUUACGCGGUAGUAUUAAUGAACUAGCUAGCUCGUUGGGUUUCUGUCGUGACGUGGAUUUGGAAGGGACGCCAUUAGCACGGAAAACCAUGACUAACAGCUACCACAUUGAGUUCUUCAAACAGUGGAACCGGGGGCUCGCCGAAGUGCUUUGUGACCAGCUCACCACCACCAGCACCCUGACCACGCUCAUUAACUUGAACCUCAACUACAUCUUGUUCACGCUUGACGUCGACAUCUCCACCUACUGCGACCGAGUGUUGGACGCUGCCGUCACUGCAGGUGCUUUAGCUGGUUGCGAGGACCUCAUUGAGUGCUACCGUGACGUCUACCGUCAGAUCGUCGCUGACGAGGGCCACUUCGAUGCCACUGGGGGCCGGUACCCGUCGUUUGGUCUUCGCUACCACGCACGCCAGCCCGUCACCCAUGCCGUGCUUCUCUGCCUGUUGAACCGUAAGACCGGCGAAGUCCAAUUCCAUAAUACCCUUCCGUUCACUGCUAGUCGGCCCAACCAUACCGAGGUGGGGCUCUCAUUCACGCGGCUGUGGACGGCUCUGGGACGUGACCGGUUAUUCUCCCCAAGCGACGACGAAGUCGAUGACUUCAGUAACGUGCCCGAUGUGGCUAACGAUGAAGAAACCGGCGGCGACGUGCUUAUCGGCGUGGCCAAGGGUAAAGGUGGCGGCGGAUGUGUGAGUCUGUGUGAGCUACUUUGA